AUGGCUGCCUGGAACAGUGGACUUUUUAAUUGUUUCGACGAUUGUGGUAUUUGUCUUUAUGGUUAUUGUUGUGCACCAUGUCUAUUUGGAGAAAAUGCUGAAAAAAUUGAUGGCAUACAUAUGGGCAAACGAGAAGCUUUACGUAAUCGUUAUGGUCUUGAAGAAGAUUGUAAUGAUUGCCUAGCAACAACAUUUUGUGCUCCAUGUGCAAUUUGUCAAGAAGCACGUGAACUUAAAUAUCGUUUGGCUGCUCCUGGAGGACCAACACCAGUUAUAACACAACCAAUGGGCAUAAAUAUGCAUUCGCCAAAUGGACAACCAGGAAAUAUACAACCUACAUAUGAGCAACCAGGAAUGAUAAAACAAGGAUUAUAUUAA
Molecule: messenger RNA, 378 nt
Organism: Rotaria sordida
Lineage: Eukaryota; Metazoa; Rotifera; Eurotatoria; Philodinida; Philodinidae
Source: the annotation of a GenBank genome assembly